Lacerta agilis (Sand lizard) is the source of this 2370-nucleotide messenger RNA. It is a transcript of the gene RFX3, whose product is annotated as regulatory factor X3. Gene Ontology annotation, biological process: regulation of transcription by RNA polymerase II. Gene Ontology annotation, molecular function: DNA-binding transcription factor activity, RNA polymerase II-specific; RNA polymerase II cis-regulatory region sequence-specific DNA binding. Bases 57 to 2339 code for a protein of 760 amino acids. Gene Ontology annotation, cellular component: nucleus. The transcript is spliced from 17 exons. NCBI's taxonomy places the organism in Eukaryota, Metazoa, Chordata, Lepidosauria, Squamata, Lacertidae. The record is from RefSeq and is a predicted model, not a curated record.
GCAGCCAGAGCAGCAGCGGCGGCGCCCCGGCAGCCCCCCUCAGCCCAGAAACGACAAUGCAGACAUCAGAGACUGGUUCGGACACAGGUUCGACAGUGACUUUACAGACUUCUGUAGCUGGCCAAGCAGCCGUGCCCACCCAGGUGGUACAGCAGUUACCAGUGCAGCAACAGGUUCAGCAAGUGCAAACGGUGCAACAGGUCCAGCAUGUCUACCCAGCCCAGGUGCAGUAUGUGGAGGGAAGUGACACCGUCUACACAAACGGAGCUAUACGAACAACCACGUAUCCUUACACAGAAACUCAGAUGUACAGCCAAAACACUGGAGGGAAUUACUUUGAUACCCAAGGCAGUUCUGCACAGGUGACUACUGUGGUCUCUUCUCAUAGUAUGGUGGGCACUGGAGGCAUUCAGAUGGGUGUCACGGGAGGACAGCUCAUCAGCAGCACGGGAGGCACCUACCUGAUUGGCAACUCCAUGGAGAACUCUGGCCAUUCAGUGACGCACACCACGCGCGCCUCCCCAGCCACAAUUGAAAUGGCGAUUGAGACACUGCAAAAGUCUGAUGGUCUGUCCACUCACAGAAGCUCUCUUCUCAACAGCCAUCUCCAGUGGCUUUUAGACAACUAUGAAACAGCAGAAGGAGUGAGUCUCCCCAGAAGUACCCUCUACAACCACUACUUGAGACACUGUCAGGAGCAUAAAUUGGACCCAGUCAAUGCUGCCUCUUUUGGAAAACUAAUAAGGUCAAUUUUCAUGGGCCUACGAACCAGAAGAUUGGGAACCAGGGGGAACUCCAAAUAUCAUUACUAUGGGAUUCGUGUCAAGCCAGACUCCCCUCUAAAUCGGCUACAAGAGGACAUGCAAUAUAUGGCUAUGAGACAGCAACCCAUGCAGCAGAAACAAAGGUACAAGCCUAUGCAGAAAGUGGAUGGAGUCACAGACGGUUUCACGACAAGUGGUCAACAGACAGGCACAUCUGUUGAACAAACUGUAAUUGCUCAAAGUCAACAUCAUCAACAGUUUUUGGAUGCGUCUCGAGCACUUCCAGAGUUCGGAGAAGUUGAAAUCUCUUCUCUGCCAGAUGGUACUACUUUUGAGGAUAUUAAGUCAUUGCAGAGUCUCUAUCGAGAGCACUGUGAGGCAAUAUUGGAUGUUGUAGUGAACCUUCAGUUUAGCCUAAUAGAAAAAUUGUGGCAGACUUUCUGGCGCUAUUCUCCCUCAACAACAACCGAUGGCACUACUAUUACUGAACCAAGCAAUCUGAGUGAAAUAGAAAGUCGACUUCCGAAAGCAAAGCUGAUUACUCUGUGCAAAAAUGAGUCAAUUCUGAAAUGGAUGUGUAACUGUGACCAUGUGAUGUACCAGACUUUGGUGGAGAUUCUCAUUCCUGACGUCCUUAGACCUAUUCCUAGUGCCUUGACCCAAGCCAUUCGCAAUUUUGCAAAAAGCCUUGAAGGUUGGCUUUCCAAUGCCAUGAACAAUAUUCCACAGAGAAUGAUUCAAACCAAGGUUGCCGCUGUAAGUGCCUUUGCUCAGACUCUGCGAAGAUACACAUCUCUGAAUCAUCUGGCUCAGGCAGCGCGGGCUGUACUGCAGAACACGUCUCAAAUCAACCAGAUGCUCAAUGACCUCAACCGUGUAGAUUUUGCCAAUGUCCAGGAGCAGGCUUCCUGGGUGUGCCAGUGUGAUGACAACAUGGUGCAGAGGUUGGAAACAGAUUUCAAGAUGACUCUUCAGCAGCAGAGCACUCUGGAGCAGUGGGCGGCCUGGCUUGACAACGUCAUGAUGCAAGCACUGAAACCGUAUGAAGGAAGGCCGAGUUUUCCUAAAGCAGCGCGGCAAUUUCUCUUAAAGUGGUCUUUCUACAGCUCAAUGGUUAUUCGAGAUUUAACCUUGCGCAGUGCUGCUAGCUUUGGUUCUUUUCAUCUGAUCCGUCUAUUGUAUGACGAAUACAUGUUUUACUUAGUUGAACAUCGUGUUGCUCAAGCCACAGGAGAGACACCUAUUGCGGUUAUGGGAGAAUUUGGUGAUUUAAAUGCUGUGUCUCCUGGAAAUAUGGACAAAGAUUGCAGGAUUCAUGGUGGUUUUAUUUGUGCAGAUGAAGGUAGUGAAGUUGAAAGUGAAAUGGAUGAAGAGCUGGAUGACUCCGGAGAGCCGCAAGCCAAGAGAGAGAAGACUGAGAUGAGCCAGGCCUUCCAGGUGGGCUGCCUGCAACCCGUCCUGGAGAGCGGCGUGCAGCAGAGCUUGCUGAGCCCUCUUCACAAUGAGCACAUUGUCACAGCCACGCAAACUAUCAGACAAUGCAGUGCCACUGGAAACACAUAUACUGCAGUCUAACAGAUAUUAAAGCUCUUUUUUUUCCAGAUUA